Molecule: messenger RNA, 1512 nt
Organism: Dovyalis caffra
Lineage: Eukaryota; Viridiplantae; Streptophyta; Magnoliopsida; Malpighiales; Salicaceae
Source: the annotation of a GenBank genome assembly
AUGUCAUGGCUAGCAAGGUCUAUAGCUAACUCUCUCAAAUUCGACGAUGAGGAACAAGAAGAAGAAAUCAAAAUCAAUAAUAAUAAUAAUAGUAAUAAAGAAGAAGAAGAAUUAUCUAAGCCAGGAUCGGAUCAACAACAAUCCGCGACACCUCGUGGAGUCAAAGAAGACCUUACAGAUCUCAAGCAAACCCUAACACGCCAAUUCUGGGGUGUCGCAUCUUUCCUCGCUCCUCCGCCUGAAUCACCAUCCGAGUGUCAUCCUCGUACAUCCGAUCCAGAUGAUGAUGAUGCUGCAUUGAUUGCCGGAAUACGGAGCGAUUUUGCCGAAUUUGGAGGCAAAUUUAAGUCAGGGAUCUCCAAGCUGUCCACUAACAUAACGGUGUCGGAGUUUACCAAGAUUGCCUCCAAUUUGCUGCAGUUUGGGUCGGAGAGUGACGAUGAGAUUGGGACAAUUGAUGCAGCUGCUGCUGCUGUGGGUGUGACUGAAGAAGUUGUGGGUUUUGCUAGAGAUGUUGCUAUGCAUCCUGAGACUUGGCUCGACUUUCCUCUUCCUGAUGUUCAAGAUUUUGAAGAUUUUGACAUGUCGGAUGCCCAACAAGAACAUGCUUUAGCUGUUGAGCGUCUUGCUCCCAGAUUAGGUGCUCUGAGGAUUGAACUUUGUCCAGGAUAUAUGAGUGAAGGCUGCUUUUGGAAGAUUUACUUUGUACUCUUGCACCCCAGACUCACUAAGCAUGAUGCUCAGCUACUCUCAACACCUCAAAUAGUGGAGGCGAGAGCGAUGUUAUCGCAUAAGUUACAGAACAAAGGUAAGGCAAAGUCCACCUCAGAUUGGUCUGGAGGGGGCACUUUGAGUGUAAACGAUGCUGCUGAUUUAUCACAUGAAGAGUCUUUGUCUGUGCCAUCUCAUUCCGAGUCUGAAUCAGUUCCAAUCAUGACAUCUGGCACUGAAGCAGUCCCUCCUGCACUUGCAGCCAAGACAUCUGAUAAUGAAGCAGUCCCUUCCAGUGUUUCAGUUGAAUCAGAAACAGAGAAGCAUCCAGUUGACAGUACUCAAGUGCAAAUUAUUGACAAAUCCGUGGUUGAGGAAGAAAAAUUUAACCAGACCAAACAUCAAUAUUCAUCAUCUAGUUCCUCCUCUAGGGUUCUGGUCCUUCUGGAUGAGAAAUUUGAGGAUGAUGGUGAUGAUUGGUUGAAAGAUGAUAGUUCAGAAAUGAUUGGUGCCAGUGGAGCCGCAAUGCCUCUUGCAAAUGAUGAGGAUGUUUCAUUCAGUGAUCUUGAAGAGGAUGAUGGAGAUGAACCUACAAGUCACAAGAAAGUGGCAUCAGGCUCUGAUAGUUCAACAAAAGAAUCACGGGAUUGGGUUCAGCUGAGCAGAAGCUCUGCUGACUCCGUUAAGGAUAUUAACCCUGAUAGCAUCAAACAUGCUGGGUCUGAGCAGGUAAUUGCUCGCAACCCUGAAACCAAGGAAUCUAGUGAUUGGCUUGAUGUUGAUGACAUUGAAGUGAUGUGA